This is a messenger RNA of Penicillium daleae, 600 nucleotides long. RefSeq lists its product as uncharacterized. The record is from RefSeq and is a predicted model, not a curated record. The transcript has a single exon. Lineage: Eukaryota; Fungi; Ascomycota; Eurotiomycetes; Eurotiales; Aspergillaceae. The coding region runs from base 1 to 600 and encodes 199 amino acids.
AUGAAUCCUAGACGGAAAGCUAAUCCCAUUUUCAAGGUACUCCUUCUCAUCUUCACAGCUAUGAUCACCAAGUCCAUACAACUAGGCGUAAUAGGAAAACAUGUCGACACGAUCGAAGAUAAAACCGCCAUUCCACGCGCCCUCAAAUUAGUUUAUAUCGCCUUGGUCGUCGUGAUCAUCGGUUGCGUCCUAAGUAAGACCUCAUUUGCUCUCACACUUCUUCGCAUCGUUACGAAGACGUGGAUGAAGGCCUUACUGUGGUUCAUCAUUAUCACGAUGAAUGCUAUCAUGUGGCUCUGUGCUAUCUGCUACCUUAUUCAAUGCAAGCCUACUGCCGCACUUUGGGAUAUCAAGCUUAUGGCGACAGCGACUUGCUGGCCAACUAUUGUUUUUGAGACAAUUGCGCUCGCGGCUGGAGGUAUUUCCACACUUGCGUCUGUGCUAUCAUUUUUAGGUCGUACUAAUGAUUCACUUUUAGCAUACUCUGGGUGCAUGGACUUUAUUCUCGCUGUCCUUCCUUGGGCAGUUCUAUGGAAACUUCAAAUGAGACGCCGGGAGAAGUUUGGCAUUGCAAUUGCCAUGAGUAUGGGCGUCUUGUAA